This is a messenger RNA of Solea solea (common sole), 2195 nucleotides long. RefSeq names its product protein regulator of cytokinesis 1-like. Gene Ontology annotation, molecular function: microtubule binding. NCBI's taxonomy places the organism in Eukaryota, Metazoa, Chordata, Actinopteri, Pleuronectiformes, Soleidae. Gene Ontology annotation, biological process: microtubule cytoskeleton organization; mitotic spindle midzone assembly. The transcript has 14 exons. The coding region runs from base 147 to 1958 and encodes 603 amino acids. The record is from RefSeq and is a predicted model, not a curated record. Gene Ontology annotation, cellular component: cytoplasm; spindle; mitotic spindle midzone.
UUCUGUGCAAAAUUUCAAACGCCAUCGAGUUUUAAACGAACCGUCCAUCAGCCGGUCAACCGUCGGAGAGCCACGAGAGCGUUAAAGAAGAUAGGGGUUUGUUUGUUUUUUUUCCGGACAAAGUAUAAUCUUUCCGCGAGGGCAACAUGAGAGUGAGUGAAGUCCAUGCAGCAGAAUCUGUUGCCUACCUCAACAGAGCUCUGGUCAGGCUGCAGGAUAUAUGGGAGGAAAUUGGGAUUCCUGAGGAGCAGCGCCUACAGAGAACCAAUGACGUCAACAAGCACAUCAAAGGUUUGCUGGACUUAAUGAUCGCAGAGGAAGAAGAGCUCAAGGAAAGAUUAGUAAAAAAAAUAGAUAUCUGUCGCAAGGAGCUCAAUAAUUUGUGUGUUGAACUUCAGCGGCCCCCCUUUGAGGAGGAGGAGGGCUGCACUAUGCUGCAGAUGGAGAAGAACAGCCGCACAUGCCUCGAGGUGAUGAAGGAGCACAAGAAGCAGAGAAUGGAGGAGCUUAAAGGGCUCGUUGUCAAAGACCGUGAGCUGUGUGAUAUUAUGUGCACUACCCCUUUCUGCAUUGACCACGACUCUGUCCCAUCACUCAAACAACUGGAGACAUUUCAUGCGUACCUCGAUGAUCUGACCAAAGAAAAGUUGUGUCGUCAUAAUGAAUUCGUAAGCAUAAAGAAAGACAUUAUCACAUGCAUGGAUGAUCUGGAACAGAACCCGGAGUCCAGCUUUGAGAUGGAUGUGAUGUGUGAACAUGAAGAAGCAUUUUGUCUGUCAAAUGACAACAUUGCUGCUGUUAAAAUGCUUCUCAGCGAGCUCCAGGAACGCAAGGCUCAGAAUGACCUCCGUUGUUUAGCUUUUCGCACUAAGAUCCAGGAGCUUUGGGAGAGACUUCAGAUUCCCCAAGAGGAGAGGGAACCACUCUCAGAGCAUAUGGUCAAAUCAAAGAAGAAAAACAUUGAGGCACUCGAAACUGAGGUUCAGCGUCUAGAGGUGCUGAAGAUGCAGAGCAUGAAAAGUGUAAUUGAGUCCAUCAGAGCUGAGAUUGCCAUUUUCUGGGAGAGAUGCUUCUACAGCCCAGAACAGCAGCAGGCCUUUGUUGCGUAUCAUUGUGAUGAUUUCACUGAGGACCUUUUGAAUCUGCACGAGGACGAAGUCAGGAUUCUGAAAAAAUACCACGAGGACCACAAAGAACUCUUUGAGGGAGUAACAAAGUGGCAGGAGAACUGGACCUUGUACUUACAACUUGAUAAAAAGGCCAAUGAUCCUGCUAGGUUCAACAACAGAGGUGGGAACCUUCUCAAAGAAGAGAAGCAGAGGACCGACCUGCAGAAAAGUUUGCCUAAGCUGGAAAAGAGUCUGAAGGCCCAAAUUGACGAGUGGGAGCAGGAGCAUGGCAAAGAGUUUCUGGUAAAUGGACAGAAGUUUCUCGACUAUGUGCAGGAGCAGUGGCAGCAGCACCACAGUGAGAAGGAGAAAGAGAAAAUGGAAAGGCAACUAAAGAAAACUAAACAGACUCAGGAGGACAUGUUGUAUGGAACAGCUGUGAAGACACCCACCAAAAGACGGAUAGCAGGGACUCCCACUCCGGGAAAAAUAAAGAAGCUCAAUGGCAUGUCGACCAUCUCCACUCCUAACAGCUUCCUUAGCUCGGGCCUCAGUGGGACCAUGUGUUAUUCCUCUGCCCAGAAACCACCACUGUCUGCCAGCAAGGGUCUUGGCCUGAGAACCCCUGGAAAUGGAAAGACUCCUCGUGCACUAGAGCGAAACAAGGAAAACAUCUCCCAUCUUAGAAACACUCCAAGUGGCACACUAAGGUCUCAGGAUACUCAAGAUCACACCUUCACCUUUAACUCUAUUGCUGGCUCCUAUUCGGAAUUUGCGAGAGACCUCUCGAAGGCUUCGAAAUCACAUGUGAAGACAGGACUACUGAACUCCACCGUCACUAAUCUGUGAUUCACGGGAGCCGAGUCGACACCGGGAGUCCUCCAGCUCAGCGGUAUUUUUUUUUAAUGUCGAGGGCAUUGGGUGACUAAUGUAAACUUUUAGAAAAGAUGUAAAUAUUUUAAUGUGUGAAGAUGUAGAAACUUCCUGUUGUCCUAUUUUUGUACGACUAUUUCAGGCCGCGUCUGGAACAGUGUUUUCUGCUGUAUGUGUUUUUGUGGCAGUUGACCGUUUCAUACCGUGCUCCAC